Molecule: messenger RNA, 4064 nt
Organism: Eremomyces bilateralis CBS 781.70
Lineage: Eukaryota; Fungi; Ascomycota; Dothideomycetes; Eremomycetales; Eremomycetaceae
Product: potassium/sodium eff
Exons: 5
Coding region: 359-3700 (1113 amino acids)
Biological process (GO): intracellular calcium ion homeostasis; calcium ion transmembrane transport
Cellular component (GO): plasma membrane
Molecular function (GO): ATP hydrolysis activity; P-type calcium transporter activity; ATP binding
Source: RefSeq, a predicted model, not a curated record
UUGGCAUACUGCACAAACCGCGCCUCAAGUCACUCAAGUGCCCUCAACACCUUGCUUCGGGAGGCGAAUUUCAUCCUUGUGGGGCAAUUGAGACUCAGAGACAUGUCUCUGGGGAUAUUAUAAGUAUCUAGUACCCCCCGCCAAGAUUGGGUUCAUGUCGUCUCUCAAACUGCCAAUUGACCAUUACUCUCACUCACUCUCACUCACUCUCACUCACUCUGAACCAAACAAUCCAAAGUUAAUCAUCUUGAGGUGGUGAUUUCACAUUCCUCCCAUGAAACCAGUGAUCAACGUCAUAACCAACCAACCAUUACCUACAGCAAAACGCAAGUUUUAUUUCCUUCGAUCGUGAGCUUUGAUGGCUCCGAAGGGUUCCCCCAGCACCCAGCCAGAAUAUGGCAAACAUCCUUUCCAAUUGACCGUGGAGGAGCUCUCCGAGGAGCUCCACACCAAUAUCGAAAGCGGCUUGUCUGCGGAAGAGAUUCGCAAUGCCCAGGAGAAGUAUGGAGAGAACAAGCUCAAGGGGGAAGAGGGCGUGAAGUGGUACAAAAUCCUAUCCAAACAGAUUUCCAAUGCCAUGGUUCUUGUUCUUAUCCUUGCAAUGGCUCUAUCGUACGGUGUUUCUGAUUACAUCGAAGGCGGUGUCAUUACCGCCGUGAUAUUGCUCAAUGUCGGCAUCGGCUUCUAUCAAGAGUACAACGCGGAAAAGAAGAUGGACUCUCUGCGUGCCUUGUCUUCCCCAACGGCAAACGUAAUCCGCAAUGGCACCGCCGACCACAUCCCUUCGCCAGGCGUCGUUCCUGGUGAUAUCGUCGUUCUCAAGACUGGCGACACCAUCCCCGCGGACCUGAGACUCUUCGAUGUCAUGAACCUCGAAUGCGACGAAAAGAUCUUGACUGGCGAAGCGAUGCCAGUCGUGAAGGAGGUGGACACCGACUACGCUGACCAGAACGAGCUCGAAAUUGGCAUCGGUGACCGCCUGAACAUGGCAUAUGCAUCGGCCACGGUGACAAAGGGACGAGGAAGUGGGAUUGUCGUUUUCACGGCCAUGAAGACUGAGAUCGGAAAGAUCGCGGAAUCCAUGCAUGGCAAGGAACGGAAAGAGAAUAGAUCCCUGUCCAGAAAGAAGUAUGGUCCACUCCAACCCGCGAAGGGCGCGUUUCUCCGGUCCUGGGAUGGUGUUGGUGCCUUCUUGGGUCUGACCGAAGGCACCCCCCUUCAAAUCAAGCUAUCCAAGCUGGCAUACAUCCUGCUCUUCUUCGCUCUUCUUCUUGCUCUCAUCGUCUUCGCGGUCAACCGAUUCAACGUCACCAAGGAGGUCGCCAUUUACGCAAUUUCAACCGGUAUUGCGAUGAUCCCCGAGUCCCUUGUGGCGGUGCUCACCAUUACAUUCGUGGGCGGCAUGGUAUCGAUGAGGGACAAGAACGUCCUGACACGGAAACUGGCUGCUCUGGAGGCUCUUGGUGGUACGACAAACAUCUGCAGUGACAAAACGGGGACGAUUACCCAAGGGUCAAUGAUCACACGAAAGGCUUUCAUCCCCGGAAACGGUGUGUACACAGUGAGCGGCUCGGAAGAUGCCUUCGAUCCCACUCAAGGCACUGUUUCACUCGGCGUGCAGAAGUCUAAGGAAGAAGCCGAAGCCGAACUCAUCGCGAGACGGGAAGAGCUCGAUCGAUUGCGAAGUUCUGCUGCGCUCACUUUCAAAGAACCCGAGAACAAACCACAACGGAAUAAUCGACCGGAGGAGCCUGAGACGGAAAAGGUGCCCCUCGAUGUCACGGAAAAUCCGGAAAUGACAUCCGAGCUUGAAGCCUAUCUCCAUGCAGCUGCCCUCUGCAACCUGGCCACGGUGCGUAGGAACGAGAAAGAGAAUAAGUGGCAGACCACCGGUGACCCAACGGAGACCGCGCUGCAAGUGUUUGCACACCGAUUCGGGCAGGGAAAGAAAAGCCUUGCAUCGAAAGGCUGGAAGCAGGUUGGAGAGUACCCAUUUGACAGUACUGUCAAGCGUAUGUCUGUCAUCUACAAGACUCCCGACAAAGCCGAAACUCUAGUAUUCACGAAGGGUGCCGUGGAGAGGAUCUUGGACCUAUGUGUAUCCGUGGGGCUUGGUGAGCACAACAUUGAGAUGACCGAAGAAGUCAAAGACGGCAUUCUUGAACAGAUGACUCUUCUCGCCGAACAAGGACUCCGCGUCCUUGCUAUUGCCCGGAAGAAUUGGCCUACGGAUAGCAAAGUCACGGAUGAGAUUCCACGAGACGAUAUCGAAUGUGGACUAACUUUACUGGGACUGGCUGGAAUCUACGAUCCGCCACGACAGGAGACGAAAGACGCUGUCAGAGAUUGUACUCGCGCGGGGAUCAAAGUCCACAUGCUCACAGGGGACCAUCCCUCCACGGCAGCGGCAAUCGCCAAAGAAGUCGGCAUCAUCCCCAAAGACAUGAGCCAUCUGUCUGAAGCGGUCGCAGCAUCGCUGGUCAAGACCGCAACCGAAUUCGACGGCCUCACUGACGAAGAAAUUGACAAUCUCCCGUCGCUUCCGUUGGUCAUUGCUCGCUGUGCUCCUCACACCAAGACACGAAUGAUCGCUGCCUUGCAUCGACGGAAGCUGUUCGCGGCAAUGACCGGAGACGGUGUAAACGAUGCACCUUCUCUGCAGGCGGCGGACGUGGGCAUUGCCAUGGGCCUGGCUGGUAGCGACGUUGCCAAAGGCGCGAGCGAUAUUGUCUUAACGGACGAUAACUUUUCGAGCAUCGUUGGGGCGAUCCAAGAGGGACGACGCAUCUUCGACAACGUCCAGCGUUUCGUUCUACAUCUUCUCACCAGCAACGUAGGCGAAGUUGUGCUGCUGAUUUGCGGCUUGGGAUUCCAAGACGAGCAAAACUUCUCGGUCUUCCCUCUGUCUCCGCUUCAGAUCUUGUGGAUUAACAUGGUGACGUCUGGGUUCCCUGCAUUCGGACUGGGGAAAGAGAAAGCCGCCUGGGACAUUAUGUCUCGACCUCCGCACGACAAUAGAAAAGGUGUUUUCACCUGGCAGAUCAUCUGUGAUAUGAUGGUCUACGGUCUCCUUAUGGGGAUGCUGACGCUAUUCACCUUCCUCACCAUCGUUUAUGGUCCGGGAAACGGCAACCUUGGUAUAGACUGCAAUCGGUCGUACAGCGAUGAAUGCGACACGGUGUUCCGCGCGCGUGCUGCCGUCUUUGCGGAAUUGACCUGGCUGAUUCUGAUCUCGGCUUGGGAGAUAAAGUCGAUUCGACGAAGCAUGUUUCGAUUGGAUCCGACGAGUGAGAACCGAUUCCCCUUCUUUAAGGACGUCUAUGAGAACAAGUUCUUGUUCUAUUCCGUUGUCCUGGGAAGCUUGGUGGUGUUCCCUUGCGUUUACAUCCCCGGACUGAACACAAAUGUGUUCAAGCACAAGGGGAUCUCAUGGGAAUGGGCGCUAUCUGUCGGAGCGGUCUUCAUCUUCGUCUUCGGCAUGGAGAUGUGGAAGCUCGCCAAGCGGCAGUUCGGCUGGUUCGCUGAUGCGCAGGAAAUGGAGCGGCUAGAGCAGGCCCACCGAGGAUUGAGUCUGCGGCAAGGCUUCUUCUCCUUCUCGAAGUCCAGCACCUUCGCGAAAGAGCCAUCCGGAACGGCAUCAGUGAAUGGAGCGACGGGCGGCCUGAACAAAGAACAAUUGGGGAAUUCGUCGGCGGUUUAAACCCCGAGUCGGAGCCGACAUUUGCCUGUUUGAAUGUCACUGGACGAACGUCUCACAGUCCACGGAGAUGCUGAUCAAUGACGUAAGAGUACGGAAUAUGAGACCGGUGAUGCCGACGGGACUUGGUAUAUGGUACAUAAUUCUAUCUCGCAUGCUCUGCUAUUAUGGGAUAUACUAGUACUGAGAGUACAUAUGAAGGGCUUUAAGUCUCCUGCACCAUGUACGUAAUGACAGAAUUAGUAAUUCUCAGCUUUAACUAGCUAACAAAUAGCGACUCUAUCGUGCGGAGGGCGCUCAGCGUGUGACGUUCGUCUAUCGGAAGCGAUGCCCAAUCGGGAAUUCGCGGGGUUGUGGCUGAUGAUGU